Molecule: messenger RNA, 1491 nt
Organism: Cladophialophora bantiana CBS 173.52
Lineage: Eukaryota; Fungi; Ascomycota; Eurotiomycetes; Chaetothyriales; Herpotrichiellaceae
Exons: 4
Coding region: 1-1491 (496 amino acids)
Molecular function (GO): FAD binding
Source: RefSeq, a predicted model, not a curated record
AUGGAGACGAAAUGUCUUCAAUUGGAUGACGAUAACAUGAACGACCACAACGUUUAUCCAAUCAAUUUACGCAUUUCAAGACAGGUUCCUGCGAGCAGGGGAGACAUGUCGGACGCGAACUCUGAGGAAAUCGUGAAAACCAAGUAUCUUCUAGGUGCUGAUGGUGGACACAGCUGGACCAGACAACAGGUUGGUCUGGAAAUAGCGGGUAACAAGACAAAAGUCCACUUCGGCGUCAUGGACAUCAUUCCCGUUACAGAUUUUCCUGACAUACGAAUCUCAUGCUCUAUCCAUUCGGCAAAGAUGGGCAACAUGAUGACGUUUCCCCGCGAGAAUCGCUUGGUCAGAUUCUAUGUUCAACUAGCCGAGACUGGCAGCGAACGAGACGAUUUCGACACCGACAAGGUCACCAUCGAGAUGAUCGCGGAAAAGGCGGCGACCAUUCUCAGUCCAUGGAGCCUUAAAUAUGAACACUGUGAUUGGUGGUCCGUCUAUACUGUGGGUCAACAAUGUGCGCCCAAGUUCGACAAAGACAAUCGAGUCUUUCUAGCCGGCGAUGCCGUCCAUACCCAUUCGCCCACCAUGGGUGCAGGGAUGAACGUGUCUAUACAAGAUACGUACAAUUUGAUGUGGAAACUGGGCCAAGUCAUCAAAGGCACCGCCCAACCACAUAUCCUUAGCACAUACAACAACGAACGCCAGUCAGUCGCUACACGUCUGAUAGAGCUGGAUCAGGAAAUGUGCAAGUUCUACGAAAAAGGGACAGGUUCGGAUGCACGUCACUACAACGAGUUUUAUGGAAGAUUUCGCACCUUUCUCAGCGGGGUUGGUGUCGAAUACGGCCCCAAUGUCUUGAUCCCUUGCACUCACAAGGAGUCCUCGACUUCUGAACCCCGCAAUAGCUUUGACAGAACCUCAUUGGCGGGCAGAAUUAUUGUCGGUCAGCGGCUGCCCUCUUAUCUGGUUCUGAAUCAUGCUGAAGCCAACAUUGUACACGUGUACUCGAUUCUGCAAUCCGAUGGCCGGUGGCGCCUACUGGUGCUCCCAGGCGAUAUUGGGGAACCCACGCAGUUGACACGGUUGCAGGAUUUUUGCAAACAUCUAGAAAAUGCUUCAACAUUUUUGCGUGCCUACACACCCGAGGACAAACAUUUGGACUCUGUCAUCGAGAUUUUGACGAUACAUGCCGCCUCCCGUUCCAAACUUGAAUUGUCCGAUCUACCCAAGAUCCUCUGUCCGUUUGACCCGAAACUCGGAUAUGACUAUUGGAAGUGCUUUGUGAACAAUAACGAUGGCGAAGAAGGCGCCUUUGAUGAUGCUUAUGAGAGAUGGGGACUGGACAAGAAGAGGGGUUGCCUUGUUGUCGUUCGACCAGAUCAGCAUGUUUCAUUGGUCUGCGAUGUUGAGGAUGUUGAUCAGCUUGAAAAGUAUUUCGGUCAGAUCUUCGUGCCCCAGAGCCGGAUGAGAGAAAGCGAGCGCGCCAGUCCUUGA